Molecule: messenger RNA, 9992 nt
Organism: Girardinichthys multiradiatus
Lineage: Eukaryota; Metazoa; Chordata; Actinopteri; Cyprinodontiformes; Goodeidae
Gene: pde10a
Product: phosphodiesterase 10A
Exons: 22
Coding region: 3720-6101 (793 amino acids)
Biological process (GO): negative regulation of receptor guanylyl cyclase signaling pathway; signal transduction
Molecular function (GO): 3',5'-cGMP-stimulated cyclic-nucleotide phosphodiesterase activity; protein binding
Source: RefSeq, a predicted model, not a curated record
UAUAUUCUGUAAUUCAAAAACAGAACAAAAGAGCAAAGUGUACCGGAGUCAAAUUCCUUGUUUGUAUGUACGAACUUGGCAAUAAAGCUGAUUCUGAUUCUGAUUUAUGUAUUUUUGAGCAUUAAUGGUGCUUUUACAGAUGUGCCAGUUAACCAUGCCAUGGGCACUAACACCUCCCCAUACCAUUGCAGAUGCUGGCUUUUGAACUUUGUGCUGAUAACAAUCCAUAUAGUCCUUUUCCUCUUUGGCCCGGAGGACACGACAUCCAUGAUUCCAAAAACAAUUAGAAAUGUGGAUUCAUCAGACCACAGCACACUUUUUCACUUUGCGUCAGUCCAUCUCAGAUGAGCUCGAAGCCAGAGAAGCCGAUGGCGUUUCUAGGUGUUGUUGAUAUAUGGCUUUGCGUUGCAUGGUAGAGAUUUCACUUGCAAUUGCAGAGACAAACUGUGUCAAAUGACAGUGAUUUUCUGAAGUGUUUUUGAGCCCAUGUGGUAAUAUCUGUCAUAGAAUGAUAUCAGAUUUUAAUCUAGUGCCUCCUAAGGGAUUGGAAGUCACAGGCAUUCAAUGUUAGUUUUUGGCCUUGCUGCUUACGUGCAGAUUUCUCCAGAUUCUCUAAACCUUUGGACAAUACUAUGGACAAUAGAUGAUGAAAUCCUUAAAUUCCUUGGAACUGUUGGUUGAGAAAAGCUGUUCUUAAAUUGUUGGACCACUUGCUUACGCUGUUGUUCACAAAGUGGUGAAACUUGUCCCAUCCUUGCUUGUGAACGACUCAGCUUUCGGGAUGCUCCUUAUAUACCCAAUUUUGACCCUCACCUGUUUCCAGUUAACCUGUUCACCUGUGGAAUGAUCCAAACAGGUGUUUUUUGAGCAUUCCUAAACUUUCCCAGUCCUUCGUUGCCCCUGUCCCAGCUGUUUUAAAAUGUUUUGCAAGAAUGAAAUUCAAAAUGAGAGAAUAUUUACAAAAAAAAACAAUAACAUUUUCAGUUUGAACAUUAAAUAUCUUGUCAUUGUAAUGUAUUUAAUUGCAAAUAGGUUGAACAGGAUUGUUUUUGCUGUUUUUAUUGAUAACGUCCUAUUCCUAUUGGAAUUGGAGUUAUAUAUUCUUUCUUUAUACAGUGGAAACCAGAUAAUUUCAUACUCUGUAUAAACCCAGAACAAAAGCAAAAGACCUUGUAAAGAUGCUGGCUGAAGCUGGUGAAUGAGAGUGCUGAAAUGACAUGGAUUUAAAGGCCAGUCAGAAAGCAAGAAGCCAUUAAUUCAAAAGCAACCUAAAACAGCAGAUUAAAGUUCAUAAAUGCUCUUGGGAACAAAGACCUAAAUUUUUAGAGACAUGUCCUGUGGUCUAAUAAAAUUCAAACUAAAGUGUCUGCAAUCCCAAGGACACCAUCUCAUCUCUGACGUACGGGGGUGACACCAUGAGGAAAGAAAAUUUUGUGAAACUAUUGAAACAACAUCUCAAGACAUCAGUCAGAAAGUUAAUGUUUGAGGGCAAAUGGAUCUUCUAAAUUGACAAUGACUCUAAGUAUACCACCAAUGUAUUUACGGAGUAAGUGUAUCGUGGAGUGGCCAUCUCAAUGCCCUAAUAUCAGUCAGAUAGACAAUUUGUGGUCAGAGCUGAAAAGGUGUGUUUGAGCAAAUCUGAGUCGAUCGCACCAGUUCUGGCAGGAGAAAUGGAUCAAAAUUCCAACAAGCUAUUGUAAGACGUUUGUGACAGGAUAUGCAAAACAUCUGAGCCAAGGCAUACCAUAUAAAAGGCAAUUCUACAUAAUAUGAAGAAAAUGCAUGUAAAAUAUUCUCUCUCUUUCUUCUGAUAUUUAGGUUAUUUGUCUUUUUAUAAAGUGUAUUUGAAUAUCUGGUUUCAGCUGCAGAGCCAGACUAGCAAAGUGAAUAACGUGUGAUGUCCCGGAUUAGUUUUACACUCAUCCUAUUACCAUGUUGUCCUGGUGCAUUAUUGAGAAGUAUUAUUUCAGUAGGUUGCUGUUAUAACCAAAGGAAACAUUAUCAUCAUUAGAUAAAGGAAAUAACUUGAUCUUUCUUAUAGAGCCAAUAAUACAUCUCAUUUCUUUUUCCUGUAUUCAAAGCGAGGGAAGAGGGGGGGAUGGAGGGAUUUAUCAUAAAAAUCUAUAAAAGCUAGGAAGGCAGGGUAUUUCACUAAGCCUAAUAAUCCCAUUAUGAUCCCAAUGAAAAAAAGCUUUCAGUGAAAGCACGGCGCAUUGACGCAAGCAUUUCUUGACGUCAGUAGCUGCAGUGAACGAGGGAUGGGCGGAGGGUAGAGUAAGGCGAGGGGGGUGGGGGUGAGGGGGCAGAAAGGCGUGUUUUAACUUCCCGUCAGAAAAUACCAGCGUCAAAUGCAUGAAUGCAACUGUAGUUCGAUGCAAGAAGGCGACGAAAAAUGCUCACUCUGACGUCCGAGCGUGCACAUUUUAGAGUAACAGUGUAGGUGCUGCAGCUGUGGAAAUCUAAACCAGAUGUAGUGAAUGGAAAAACGAUCCUCUGGCCCGGGAGUGCUCAUAAAUACAUCAACAUACGAGGGCAUGAAAGAGAGGCUUCAGGCACCCAUCUGUGUCUCCCUUGACAGGACAUUUAAUGUAUCAGAAAAUAAUCUUAGAAGGUCUGCGCAGUUUCCCUCUAAAGGGGCAAUGUUUCUUCAAAAUAGAUUUGAGAGAUGAGUGGAGUGGAAGUGAAGUGAAGGGAAGGGAAAACUGCUGUCAGGCAUUUUGUGAGAGCCAGAGUGGUGGCGUCAUUGGAUCUUUUCUAGUCUUGCUGCAUUUAUUCAAAGCUUAUUCUCAAGUUGCUCCAUGGCUCAAGUGAAAGCAAACCUGUCCGCCCAAGGACUUGCUCUCACAACAUAAUGCCCGUUUUUUUUUUUUAUGUUACUCUGACAUUUGGAUCAGGAAUGUUAAGGCAGUCACAGACAAAUAGGCUCUUGUCUGUUCUUCUCCCCACUUUUACAAACGUUGCACAUCUACCUGCUGCUCGUCUGAAAAGAGGUCAAAGGCUCCUCACAUGGUUUGGUGUAGUCUAAGGAGCACUGCAGCCAGAUAAUCUACGUUUACACUGCCCUUUUUUUUUUUUUUUUACUGAAAAUACCCAAGAGUUUCCGUGCGUCAUUCCUGAUUAGACUUGGAGUCUGACGUCGCCAGCGCAGCAUUCAAGAAGAAAAUAUCUCACAGAAAUUUUAAAGUCUAACAUCUUUUUUUAAUCCCAUCCGUAGUGACGGAAAUUUGUUUUUCUUUUUUUUUCCAAUAGACGCGGAUCAACAAAUUGCCGUCAGUGCGUAAUUUCCAUCUGACCAGAGUCCAAGCAUAAUCCGACAGCGACACACGUGAUCCACAAAAUCUCUUCAGCUUCAAAUGGUUUUUUUCAUCUCAUCUGGCUGAAAGAACAAGAAAAAAUAAGCCGUGGACAAUCCUGUGAAAUCAUCUUGUCCAACAGUUAGUCUGAAGCUCCAAGAGUUGAUCGGCUCCAUGCCUUGCCGCGUCUCCAGAUGCCCGCUUGGCCGGUGCUCGGCAACUUUGCGCACCGAAAGAGGCUCACAGCAGAGACGGGAUCUGAAUGAAUGCGGCUGAAAUUUCCCGCAUCUCUCUUUUCGUUUCCUCAAGACUGUUGAAUGUGUUUUAUAUCCCGCCGGGUGAAAACAUCUCUCGCUAUCAGCAGAUAUAGAUAUACAUAAGAUUCGGCGGCGCAUACAGUCCAUCACCGGAACAGGGGAGCGGCAGAUGUCGAAGAAACGGAAAAGUCCUGAUGACCAGGGCAUCCAAGAAUCUCCCCCUGCACGGAGCAGCGAGCAGCAAGGCUUGACAGAUGAGAAAGUGAAGGCCUACCUCGCGCUGCACCCGCAGAUGCUGGACGAAUUUGUGUUGGAGAGCGUGAGUGCUGAGACGUUGGACAGAUGGCUGAAGAGGAAGACCAGCAGCAGGCCUGCAGAUGACACAUCAACUAAAGAAGUCAGCAGGCAGUACCAGGACACAAACAUGCAGGGUGUGGUGUAUGAACUCAACAGCUUCAUGGAGCAGCGUCUGGACACUGGAGGAGACAACAAACUCCUGCUCUAUGAGUUGUCCAACAUAAUCAAAACAGCAACAAAAGCUGAUAGUUUUGCACUUUAUUUCUUGGGAGAAUGCAACAAUAGUUUAUGUUUAUACACUCCACGGGGGGCCAAGGAUGGCCAUCCAAGCCUCGUCCCGUCUGGCCCCAUCGCAUACGGGACAACCAUUGCCGCUUACGUUGCCAAGACUCACAAAACAUUGCUAGUGGAGGACAUUAAGGGGGACGAGCGAUUUCCGGACGGCACAGGGCAGGACUCAGGGAUCCAUGUUCACUCUGCCUUGUGUCUCCCCAUCCUCACUGCCAUUGGGGACCUCAUCGCCAUCCUGGAGCUGCAUCGGCACUGGGGCAGGGAGCCUUUCAAACUAAGACACCAAGAGGUUGCAACAGCAAAUUUAGCUUGGGCAUCUGUUGCCAUUCAUCAAGUACAGAUGUGCAGAGGCCUUGCCAAACAGACUGAGCUUAAUGACUUCCUACUAGAUGUGUCAAAAACAUACUUUGAUAACAUUGUGGCAAUAGAUUCUCUACUUGAACAUAUUAUGAUAUAUGCAAAAAACCUGGUGAAUGCAGACAGGUGUGCGCUCUUCCAGGUAGAUCACAGCAACAAAGAACUGUACUCCGACCUGUUCGACAUCGGAGAAGAGAAAGAAGGCAAACCAGUGUUUAGGAAAACAAAAGAAAUAAGGUUUUCCAUAGACAAAGGAAUAGCUGGCCAAGUAGCUCGGACAGGGGAAGUCUUAAAUAUCCCAGAUGCCUAUGCAGACCCACGGUUCAACCGAGAGGUAGACCUCAAAACUGGCUACACCACGCGGAACAUCCUGUGCAUGCCCAUUGUGAGCAGGGGGACCGUUAUCGGUGUGGUGCAAAUGGUGAACAAGCUAAGCGGAAGUGCCUUCACUAAAACCGAUGAGAACAACUUCAAGAUGUUUGCUGUCUUUUGUGCUCUGGCCUUACACUGUGCAAAUAUGUACCACAGGAUCCGGCACUCUGAAUGCAUCUACAGAGUGACGAUGGAAAAGCUGUCUUAUCACAGCAUCUGCACCUCAGAGGAGUGGAAGACCCUCACCCAGCUCAACCUUCCCGAACCCAUUUACAAAGAAAUUGAAACGUUUCAAUUUGACAUCAAUCCCUUUGAGGAAAUCUGGCCUGCUGUCUUCAUCUACAUGGUUCAUAACUCUUGUGGAAAGAACAGCUUUGAGCUGGAGAAGCUCUGUAGAUUCACCAUGUCUGUACGAAAAAACUACCGCCGUGUGCCCUACCACAACUGGAAGCACGCGGUGACAGUGUCGCACUGUAUGUACGCCAUCCUACAGAAAACCACGGGGAUCUUCACAGAGCUAGAGAAGAAGGGUUUGUUGAUAGCCUGUCUGUGUCACGAUCUGGAUCAUCGAGGUUACAGCAACACAUACUUGCAGAAGUUUGACCAUCCAUUGGCUGCUCUAUACUCCACCUCCACCAUGGAGCAGCACCACUUCUCCCAGACUGUCUCCAUCCUGCAGCUGGAAGGGCACAAUAUUUUCUCCAACCUGAAUUCCAGCGAAUACGAGCAGGUCCUGGAGAUCAUUCGGAAGGCCAUCAUCGCCACCGACCUAGCCCUGUACUUCAACAACCACCAGCAGCUGACAGAGCUCCUGACCAAGGGCGGGCUAGACCUGAACAACCACUCGCACAGGGACCGUGUGAUUGGUCUGAUGAUGACAGCAUGUGACCUUUGUUCUGUUACCAAGCGGUGGCAAGUCACACGACUCACAGCUAACGACAUCUAUGCUGAGUUCUGGGCUGAGGGAGAUGAAAUGAAGAAGAUUGGAAUUCAACCAAUCCCUAUGAUGGACAGAGACAAGAAGGAUGAGGUUCCCCAGGGCCAAGUGGGAUUCUACAACGCUGUGGCAGUUCCAUGCUACUCGACACUUUCAGAGCUUUUCCCUCCAUCCGGUCCUCUCUUAAAAGCCUGCAAGGAGAACCUGAAUCAUUGGGAGCAGAUUGCACGAGGAGAGCUGGAGGACAUUCUGCCCAGCCGGCCCUGUGAUCCAGGCCCUGUGAAGGUGGAUAACUGACUACCAAAGGGGUCUCUGACCCAACAAAGAAAUAUACAAACUGAAUCCCGCCACGGACCUGGACAUUUUACAGGGGGGAGUGGGGUCGGGUGGGGUGGAGGAGGCAGGAAAGUACCACAUCCUGUGUUAGCAGGAGUUUGACUCGCUGAAAGCAGCUUGACUUUGAAAAACACACAGUUACCUCAUUGGGUGACGGAAGUGUCCACACUGACGGUUUCACCGAUCCCAGAGACUGACAGACAUUCGUCGGGGAGGGAUUUCAGCCCAUCACCCUGCGUCCUCUCAGCUUGGGAAAUUUAAUUUGAUAGAACGGCCUUGAGUCAUUUCCUGUAUUUUAUUUUUAAUUUCUAUUAUUAUUUUAAUUAUUUUGGCUAUUUCUUGUUAUUUUCCUUCAUUUGAACUGAUCCUGUUAUGGUCUUGUAUUUGAAGAGGCCUUAAUCUAGACCUUUAACAGGCUAGGAUAUGUGAAUUUUUCUUUUCAGUUUAGGCUCUUUUGAAAUGGUACUGUUUGCCUUCUGUGUUGAGUUUAUUGCACGUGCACUACUUAAGCAAGUUAUUCCCAGAGACAGAAGGAAUGUGUAGAGCAGAUGUCUGGUGUAGCGACACCUUAUUGAGAAGGUGGACAUUAGAAUGUGUUUGCAAUUACAUUUCUUUUUUUAGCAAAUAUCCUUCGCAGUACUUGAAUAAACGCAGCCUGUUCUAUGUGGAGAUUGCAGAAAUCCCCUAGAAACAUGGAUGAACUGUGAUGUUGAUGUUAGUACAGUCAUGAGAGAGUCACAUUGUUUAAAGUGUGAGGUAGUCCCUGGAGCUCCUCUCCCCUGAGCAUUUAGGAACCAGCUGCACCAACAUCCCUCUGAUCACCAGGAUUUUUUUAAAGCAAGACUGCAUAAUCCGUAAUUUGUACUCACUUAUCCCUCUCAUUUAUCGCAUCAUAAAUUACACUUGUCUUCAAAGUAAUAGCAGUGUGUUUAAAAAAAGUAAAUAAGCUUAAAAUCCCUUCAUAAUAGCUUUUUUUCUCCGUACAUGAAAAUACAUUGGGAACAUGGCAUUAUCUAUUCCAAAACAGGAAGAAAAAUUCACCAAAUCUGUUAUCGUUUUACAGAAAUUGAGGAAAAAGAAAUAUUAGGCUGUUCAAAACGAUAAGUGUCUCCAUUUUUCUUUUCAAGCUCAAACAUGCUCCUGUGAAUCACUGAACUGAUAUUUAGCUGUGUAAUCACUGCUUCUGAGAACUGCUUCACAUCUGUGUCGCAUGGAGCCGACCCAACUUCUGUCACCAGUGAACAGGUACUCCAGCCCAGGCAUUUGGACCGCAUUCCACAAUUCCUCUGAAUUUCUCAGUCUUGUCUCAGAAACGGCACAUUUGAUGUCGUCACUCCACGAGUUUUCAAUCAAAUAAGAGUGUUGGGAUUGUCCUGGUCAUUAAGUCUUGCUGGUCUGGAACCAGGAUGCUGUUCCCUUACUGGUGUGUUUGAAGUUGUAGUCUUGUUAACUAUUGGCUGAAUUUAUUUAAAUUACAUAAAAAAUUGUAUGAAAAAAUAAAAUUUGUAUGUUUUACUUAGUUUUUUCUGUCAAACAGAUUCUAAAUUAAGAGGAGAUGUUUCAUUUGAAUGUAGUCAGUGCUAUAGAUUUAAGCGUAGGUGUUUAGUAUGCAAAUUAGAGAUAUCAAGCAUAAUCUGGCACAAAUAAGACCAGGGGGCAGCAAAGUGUUGGCAAUAUAUAUACAUGUAGGAUAUGCAUCAAUGGGCGCAGCACGUGGUGAAGAGGUAGAGCAUGCGCACCAUAUACAGAGGCUAUGAGUCCUCGAACCCGUGUCCAGGAUGUGAUUCCCAACCCCGGGACCUUUGCUACAUGUCUUCCCAACCCUCUCUCUCCGCCCAUUUCCUUUCUAAAUACUGCAAAAUAAAAGCCACUAGUACUACAAAAUAACAUUUUAUAUAUACACUAUAUAUUUAUAGACUAUAUAUGCUUCAGCCAGCAUUAAUGGUAUACAUAUACUAUGUGGUAUUUUGAGGCUAAUGUAUGACAGUAGACUACAUAGGGUCAAAGAAACCACAUUUGAGGAAAUUUCUUUAACACCAUGGGGCAACAUUAUGUCUUUAAGUAUUUUGAUGUUUUAAAACUGAUCUGGGGAUAAAUAGGUCUGACUCCAUAGUAUAUUUAACAUCCCCAUGUCAUGGUCUAUGAACCACCAUGCUUUACAGGUGGCUCCAAAAAACAACCUUGGUUUCAUCUGUCCAUUAAAUGUCCACCAUUUGUCUUUGGGGCAGUCGGUGUGUUCUUUGACAAACUUUAACCAUGUUGUUUUGUUCUACUAUGGGACUCUGCAGGGGCUUCUUGCUGAAGGAUUGGCUUCAAUAGCCAUCUUUAAUUGUUACAGUUCUCACAGGUAGCUGCAGAUCACCCUGGAGCUGAUCAUUUGGCUCGUUUAUGAGCCUUUGCUAUUUUGCCUAUUCUUUGAUCCACUGGAAUGGUAGUUCUCCAUUUUCUGCCACGUCUUUCUGGUUUUGGUUUCCAUUUUAAAACAUUUGAGAAAACAUUUAACAUUUAGAAAAUAAAUUUACUGAGAGUUUUAGAGGAAUGCACCAUAACUGGCAUGUCCAACAUUUGCUGCCUUCAGCCUUAAUUAAGAGCCUCUUGUUUAACAUCUGUUUGUCCAUAGAAUAAAUAAUCUCACUUCUUUACAAAGAUAUUAUUUUGAACCCGUUAUCAGACAGCAUGCGUGUCAUGACUGUUCAGUCUGUUGGUCUUCUGUUACUCUACUACACCUACUAGUGAAUUAUUUGCCAUGUAGAAAUAUAAUUUCUUCCAGAAACGGGGAGAUCUCUAUAAGUGAUAAUGGACUGCUGUUAUUUUGAACACAUCUGUAUUUCACCCCACAAAGCACAUAAACAAUUGUAUUUUUUUAAGCGGACAUGCAGGAAUAACACCAGGCAGUCAUGAACAUCAUUAAAAGCUUCCUGUGAUUUCAACAAAGUUAAAUCAUGUCUCUGGGACUGUAACUCAAGAGUGUUGUUUGACUUUUUGCCACUGUGUGACACACAGGCUGUAGAAAGAAAUAAUUAUUUUCCUAAAUCAAACUAGAAGAUACUUUGGGACUCUUUUAGUAAGUUUCCAAGAUCUUCCAAGAGACAAGCUGUUUUGUCCACCAUUUUUCCAGACUCAAAUUUCUGCUCGAUCCUUUUAUUUUUUUGUCUGUUUGUUUCAUUUUUGUUGUGCGGCUGGUACCGAGGCCUCUCGAGUGUUGUGAAUGUAUCAUUUUGAGGAAUGUUUUCAUUGGUUGCAGAUUCUGGGUGGCGCUGCGUGGAUUCAUCUGCACCAUCAGUUUCCUCCAUGUGCUCUGUCUUACUUUUCAAAGUUGCUUCCAGUGAGCUUCAACCAAGAGCAACAAUUAGCAUGCACCAUUUAAAACCUAGGAGGAGAUGUAUGCUCUGAUGGUGCUAAAUGGAACGGCUGUCGUGCACUUUUUUACUAGGUUUCUGUGUGUGUGUGUGUGUGUGUGUGUGUGUGAACGCCUUCCUCCUUUAAUCACUCUAACCCCACCAGACAACUUUGUAAAGUCACUGCACUGUCCCUCCUUUUCUCAGCACCAGUUAUAACUCGUUGUCUGCACUAUGUUUAGCUUAUGAUCUUUAUCAUCAUCAUUAUUAUUAUUAUUGCUAUUAUUACUAUUGUUAUUUUCUUAAUUAGAGUUAAAUUUAAAUUAACUUAUAUUUUUUAUACAAAGAAGAAUAAUGUUUGCCUUUUUUUUUUGUUUUGUACAAAGUAAACAUUAAGAUAAAUUAAACAGUCUAGACAUGUUACUGUUACCCAGAAUAACUGAGGAAUGUCUCAACUGUAAAUGUAAGAGCCGUAGCCCAAAUGACUUUUAUUAAAUACGUCUUUGAAAAACAA